Linum tenue is the source of this 867-nucleotide messenger RNA. The record is from the annotation of a GenBank genome assembly. Lineage: Eukaryota; Viridiplantae; Streptophyta; Magnoliopsida; Malpighiales; Linaceae.
AUGGCGACCGCACCCAAGAAGUUCACCCUGAGGUCGUCGGACGGCGAGACCUUCGAGGUCGAGGAGGCGGUGGCAGUCGAGUCGCAGACUAUUAAGCACAUGAUCGAGGACGACUGCGCCGACAGCGAGAUCCCGCUCCCCAACGUCACCAGCGCGAUCCUGGCCAAGGUGAUCGAGUACUGCCGGAAGCACGUCGAGGCUGGCGCCGACAAGGAGAAGGACAAGCUCAUCACCUCCCCCGACGAGGCUCUCAAGACCUGGGACGCUGAUUUCGUCAAGGUCGACCAGAAUACCCUCUUCGACCUCAUCUUGGCUGCCAACUAUCUGAACAUCAAGAGCUUGCUGGAUUUGACCUGCCAGACUGUGGCGGACAUGAUCAAGGGGAAGACACCCGAGGAGAUUCGCAAGACGUUCAACAUCAAGAACGAUUUCACCCCGGAGGAGGAGGAAGAGGUCAGGAGGGAGAACCAGUGGGCGUUCGAGUAGACCACCACCUACCGAGAGAGACUUUGCCAUCCCACAUUAUCUACCUGUUUCCAUGUCUAUAUAUUAGGAGUGUCGAGAUAUAUAAGCUUAGAGGAAUUCAAGCAAAUCGUGUCUUUUGUCAUGCUCAGUGAAAGCUUAUGCCUUUUGUUAUUGGUGAUCAACAGAACCCAUUUCUCGGCUAUGAUAUGAUAUAAGUAGUACAUUUUGGAUCUUCCUUAUUGCAUUCAUCUGCCCGUUUCAUCUUUUCCAUUCUCCUGCAAAUUGCAGUGCAUACAUGUCGGGGAAUCUCAAAGGGGACGUUUUGAUUUGGCACUAAAUCAAAGCAAAACUACUAAAAGAAAAGUGUAUGUGGAUGGAAAGACACUCAAAUUUCACAUUGCA